Messenger RNA from Aspergillus terreus NIH2624, 3654 nucleotides. Its product is annotated as DDB1/RSE1 family protein. Gene Ontology annotation, molecular function: U2 snRNA binding; protein binding. The record is from RefSeq and is a predicted model, not a curated record. Gene Ontology annotation, biological process: mRNA splicing, via spliceosome. The coding region runs from base 1 to 3654 and encodes 1217 amino acids. NCBI's taxonomy places the organism in Eukaryota, Fungi, Ascomycota, Eurotiomycetes, Eurotiales, Aspergillaceae. Gene Ontology annotation, cellular component: nucleus; U2 snRNP. The transcript is spliced from 3 exons.
AUGGCGACCACUUCGCAUAUGUUCAUGUACUCCUUGACGAUCCAACCUCCGACCGCCAUCACCCAAGCGAUUCUAGGCCAAUUCGCGGGAACCAAGGAGCAACAGAUCGUCACCGCGUCGGGUUCGAAGCUCACCAUCCACCGUCCCGACCCCACGCAAGGGAAGGUCACUCCGAUCUAUUCGCAGGAUGUAUUUGGCAUCAUUCGUUCCCUGGCGGCUUUUCGACUGGCUGGAAGUAAUAAAGAUUAUAUCAUUAUUGGCUCGGACUCCGGACGCAUUACCAUUAUCGAGUAUGUGCCCUCGCAGAACCGGUUCAACCGAAUUCAUCUGGAGACGUUCGGCAAGUCCGGUGUCCGCCGGGUGAUCCCCGGCCAGUAUCUGGCGGUGGAUCCCAAGGGUCGCGCGUGUAUUAUCGCAUCCGUGGAGAAGAACAAGCUGGUUUAUGUUUUGAAUCGAAACUCGCAGGCCGAGCUGACGAUCUCAUCGCCGCUUGAAGCCCACAAGCCGCAGACGCUGGUCUUUGCCAUGUGCGCGCUGGAUGUUGGGUAUGAAAACCCGGUGUUCGCCGCACUGGAAGUGGACUAUUCCGAGUCGGAUCAGGAUCCUACGGGUCGCGCUUUCGAAGAGACGGAGAAAUUGCUCGUGUACUACGAACUUGAUCUCGGUCUUAACCACGUCGUCCGGAAAUGGGCCGACCCAGUGGAUCGGACUGCGACAAUGCUGUUCCAAGUCCCCGGAGGUGCCGAUGGUCCCAGUGGUGUGUUGGUAUGCGCGGAGGACAACGUAACCUACCGACACCUCAACCAAGAUGCCUUCCGAGUCCCGAUUCCUCGACGUCGCGGCGCCACGGAGAACCCUGAACGUAAGCGCUGCAUCACAGCCGGUGUGAUGCAUAAGAUGCGGGGAGCGUUCUUCUUCCUUCUCCAAACCGAGGAUGGAGAUCUCUUCAAACUUACCAUUGACAUGAUGGAGGACGACAACGGUCAAUUGACAGGUGAAGUCAAAAGACUGAAGAUCAAAUACUUUGAUACCGUCCCUAUUGCAUCGAACUUGUUAAUUCUGAAGAGUGGCUUCCUGUAUGUGGCUAGUGAGGCUGGCAACCACCACUUCUACCAGUUUGAGAAGCUGGGCGAUGACGAUGAGGAAAUUGAGUUCAGUAGUGAAGACUUUUCGGCUGAUCCCUCCGUGCCCUGCGAGCCGGUUUAUUUCCAACCGAGAGGCGCGGAGAACCUCAAUCUUGUCGACACAAUCAACUCAUUGAACCCGCUGAUUGACAGCAAGGUCGCCAACCUUUCGGAGGAGGAUGCUCCCCAGAUCUACACUAUCUCUGGGGCAGGUGCUCGGAGUACCUUCAGGACCCUGAAGCAUGGCUUGGAAGUUUCUGAGAUCGUCGAAUCCGAGCUCCCCAGCGUGCCUUCUGCUGUUUGGACCACUAAGUUGACUCGGGAGGAUGAAUUUGAUGCCUACAUCAUUCUUUCCUUUGCCAACGGAACUUUGGUAUUGAGCAUUGGUGAAACUGUGGAGGAAGUUACUGAUACUGGCUUCCUCUCAUCAGCCCCUACAUUGGCUGUUCAACAGCUUGGUGAGGAUUCUUUGGUCCAGAUCCACCCCAGAGGUAUCCGUCACAUCAUGGUUGAUCGCCGGGUAAACGAGUGGCCCGCACCCCAGCACCGUUCCAUCGUGGCUGCUGCAACGAAUGAACGCCAGGUCGCUGUAGCCCUGAGCUCGGGAGAAAUCGUCUACUUCGAAAUGGACGCUGAUGGUACCCUCGCUGAAUACGAUGAGCGCCGACAAAUGUCCGGCACCGUGACAUCUCUGAGUCUGGGUGAGGUGCCCGAGGGCCGUAUUCGAAGCUCAUUCCUCGCUGUUGGCUGUGAUGACUCGACGGUUCGUAUUCUUAGCUUGGACCCUGACUCGACACUGGAAAACAAGUCGGUCCAGGCCCUCACGGCGGCCCCUUCUGCUCUGAACAUCAUGUCCAUGGCGGACUCCAGCUCAGGCGGUACAACAUUGUAUCUUCAUAUCGGUCUUUACUCUGGUGUCUACCUUCGCACUGUUCUAGACGAAGUGACCGGCGAGCUUUCAGACACUCGGACCCGCUUCCUGGGAUCGAAACCCGUGAAGCUGUUCCAAGUGUCUGUGAAGGGCCAAACGGCUGUCUUGGCUUUGAGUUCUCGCCCAUGGCUAGGAUACUCUGACAUCCAGACCAAAGGCUUCAUGCUUACCCCGUUGGAUUAUGUGCCUCUGGAAUGGGGAUGGAACUUCUCCAGCGAGCAGUGCCUGGAGGGCAUGGUCGGAAUUCAAGGCCAAAAUCUUAGGAUCUUUUCAAUUGAGAAGCUUGACAACAAUAUGCUUCAACAAUCCAUUCCCCUCUCUUACACCCCGAGGCGCUUCGUGAAACAUCCAGAACAACCUCUCUUCUAUGUUAUCGAAUCGGAUAACAACGUUCUGUCGCCAUCCACGAGAGCUAGACUGUUGGAAGACUCUAAGUCUCGGAAUGGCGACACUACUGUCCUACCUCCUGAAGAGUUUGGAUAUCCUCGUGCGACUGGCCAUUGGGCGUCUUGCAUCCAAGUUGUCGAUCCGCUGGAUGCCAAGGCAGUCGUCCAUACCGUUGAACUUGAGGAUAACGAGGCAGCCGUCAGCGUCGCGGCUGUUCCUUUCACCAGUCAAGAUGAUGAGACCUUUCUUGUCGUCGGAACCGUCAAGGAUAUGACUGUGAACCCCCCAUCCUCAGCAGGUGGCUUCAUUCACAUCUACCGCUUCCAGGAGGAUGGAAGGGAGCUUGAAUUCAUCCACAAGACGAAGGUUGAAGAACCGCCUCUUGCCCUGCUUGCCUUCCAGGGCCGUCUUGCAGUCGGUCUCGGCUCUUUGCUUCGUAUUUACGACCUGGGAAUGAAGCAGCUGCUUCGAAAAUGCCAGGCCCAUGUGGUCCCCAAAACCAUCGUCGGCCUCCAAACGCAAGGAAGCAGAAUCGUUGUGAGUGAUGUUCGCGAGAGUGUCACUUAUGUGGUCUACAAGUACCAAGAGAAUGUCCUGAUUCCCUUUGUGGAUGAUUCCAUCUCUCGGUGGACGACAUCUACUACCAUGGUGGACUAUGAAACCGUCGCAGGCGGUGACAAGUUCGGCAACUUAUGGCUGGUACGGUGCCCCAAGAAGGUUUCCGAGCAGGCCGACGAGGAUGGAUCUGGCGCACAUCUCAUCCACGAGCGGGGGUAUCUUCACGGGACACCCAACCGCCUCGAACUGAUGAUCCACGUCUACACCCAGGAUAUCCCCACCAGUCUGCACAAGACGCAACUUGUGGCUGGUGGUCGGGAUAUCCUGGUGUGGACUGGAUUCCAUGGCACGAUUGGAAUGCUCGUGCCAUUUGUCAGCCGCGAGGAUGUGGACUUUUUCCAGAAUCUGGAGAUGCAGCUGGCAUCUCAACAUCCUCCUCUCGCUGGACGGGACCAUUUGAUUUACCGAAGCUAUUACGCACCGGUGAAGGGAGUUAUUGACGGUGAUCUGUGUGAGACGUAUUUCCUACUGCCUAAUGACACGAAAAUGAUGAUUGCUGCGGAUCUGGAUCGUUCCGUGCGUGAGAUUGAACGAAAGAUCUCGGUAAGUUGUUGUCCUUACUUGGAAAUGUGUCAUGCUAAUCAAUUUGUUUAG